CUAAUCGCCCCGAAUCUCUCUCCUCCAUUUCUCUCUCUCUCUCUUUUCUUUUUUCCUAUUUCGCUUCUCAGUUUCAUUUCUCAAAUUUGUUUUCCAUCUAAGCCGCCGAUUAUAUCAUCGGCGGACAUGGAGCCGUUAACAUCAGGAGCGAGCAAUCGGAUAAUUCCGAUACUCAAAACCCUAAGAACAUUCAUUGUUUUUCUCCAAACUAUUUUUCUGUCUCUAAUUUUACUUCUCCUCCCUCGCCGCUCUCAGCCGUCUACGUCGGUGGAGUCGGCGCCACCUAUGAAGAGGCGGUCUUUGUGGAGACUUGAAGAGGAGGAUACGUUGAGAAGAAGAGCACUUGCUGAGGAUAUUGAUAUGUUGACCGGCGACGUGGACUAUCAGUGUGAAUGGAAUACUUAUUUGUUCUUUGGUGUCAGACGUAACGCUCUCUUUUGUCGGUCUUGGGUACCGGUCGACGGGAAAUUGAAGGGCAUUUUGAUUAUCAUUCAUGGGCUUAAUGAGCACAGUGGAAGAUAUGCUCAGUUUGCAAAACAAUUGACCUCAUGCAACUUUGGAGUCUAUGCAAUGGAUUGGAUAGGCCAUGGUGGGAGUGAUGGAUUGCAUGGAUAUGUUCCUUCACUAGACCAUGUUGUUGCGGACACUGGGGCCUUCUUGGAAAAGAUAAAGUCAGAACACCCUGGGGUUCCCUGCUUCCUUUUUGGUCACUCCACAGGAGGGGCUGUAGUUUUAAAGGCAGCCACACAUCCUCGCAUAGAAGACAUGCUGGAGGGAAUUGUAUUAACCUCACCAGCUUUGCGUGUUAAGCCAGCACAUCCUAUUGUAGGGGCUGUGGCUCCUAUUUUUUCUCUGGUUGUCCCAAGGUUCCAAUUUAAAGGAGCAAACAAACGGGGCAUUCCAGUUUCCAGGGAUCCUGCAGCACUUAUGGCCAAGUACUCUGAUCCAUUGGUCUAUACAGGGCCUAUAAGGGUUCGAACAGGCCAUGAGAUACUGCGUAUAUCCUCUUACUUGAUACGUAACUUCAAGUCUGUGACUGUACCAUUCUUUGUUCUUCAUGGAACUGCGGAUAAAGUGACAGACCCGCUAGCAUCUCAGGAUUUGUACUGUCAGGCAGCCUCAAAGUUCAAAGACAUAAAGCUAUACAACGGAUUCUUGCAUGACCUCCUCUUUGAGCCUGAACGUGAAGAGAUCGGGCAGGAUAUCAUCAGCUGGAUGGAGAAGAGACUAGGUGCCUAGUCUGAAAUUGCCUACAGUCAGUGGUAGAUUAUCUGUGGCAGGGAAUAUCUGAUGGACAGGGAAGGGAUUAAGUGCCAAGUCUGAAGAUGUCUAUAGUUGCUUGUAGGUUAUCAAGUAAAAUAGGAAUCUCAGGGUUCAAUUAUUCACCCACGUUCUGCAUUGCAUACAUGCAGCUUGUAAUUAUACGAUAAUGCUCUUAAGUAUAGGUUUUCUUUUUAUGUGUUCGUACGUUAUUUUAUCUAUUUUUUUAAAAUUUUACGAGUAAAGAUCCAUUUUCAUUA
Messenger RNA from Ricinus communis (castor bean), 1520 nucleotides. Its product is annotated as monoacylglycerol lipase. Gene Ontology annotation, cellular component: membrane. The record is from RefSeq and is a predicted model, not a curated record. The coding region runs from base 127 to 1239 and encodes 370 amino acids. The transcript is spliced from 7 exons. Lineage: Eukaryota; Viridiplantae; Streptophyta; Magnoliopsida; Malpighiales; Euphorbiaceae. Gene Ontology annotation, molecular function: lipase activity.